Molecule: messenger RNA, 2627 nt
Organism: Dinoponera quadriceps
Lineage: Eukaryota; Metazoa; Arthropoda; Insecta; Hymenoptera; Formicidae
Product: transmembrane protein 177
Exons: 5
Coding region: 436-1332 (298 amino acids)
Source: RefSeq, a predicted model, not a curated record
UUUUAAUUUUUUGUCUGACGAUUCAAAUAAUACGAAUAAUCCGUCAGCUCUUAUUCAUAUCAAAAUAUCGACACAUGAAAAGAGACUUGGAUAUUUAUUAGCAAUUUCAGCGAAGAAGAAGAAAAAAGGUACAUUGAUAUACGCAAAAGUAUACAAACUUUCUCUGGGCACACCGAUAGCCUUUGCCCCGCGUUUAUCUACGUUUUGAAAGAACAACCUAUGAAACCGCACGCUAAACCCAACUCCAAACACACAUCUUGACAACAAGGUGUUUAUCAACGACUAUUUUGACUGUGUCCAGGUGCGCACGUUAAUUAUAAUACAGGCAUAUAUGGAGGACCUACAGUUUAACGCCGGUUCCGAACGACAUAUUAUUUAAAGAGGUUAUCUUAGCAAAGAAACUACACCUACUAUUCCUUUUUUCGAGAUAUAAGCAUGAAGAUACCUUCCUUCAAAUACAGAAAUGCGAUCCUGGGCGUGACCGCGACUGCGGUCGGCUAUUAUGCGGUUCUCACGCCGCAUACUGUGUUCUUAGACAAGUACAGAUACAUAAUGGCCAGACACCAAAUAGGCAAGGAGGUGCCGCUGAGCCCGAGGAUCGAGAAGACGAUUCAGCGGGUGAUGGACGACCUGAAGCUGCCGGACAACGUGAGGAACGUCAUCAAGCCCUUCAGCGUGUUCGGCUUCGAAGUAUUCCAGGCGGGCACACUGGGCGCCAAGUACGGGGCGGUGUUGGGGAUCCCCAUAAACUUCACCAGAACGUCGGAGAAGCUGCGGCAGGAGAUACAAAUCAAGGAGGAACCGUUGGACUGGUCGCGGCAGGACACGAGGGUCUUCCUGAGCUCGUUGUCGAUGUCGGAGAGCGCGAGGAAGUUCGCGAUAGCCCGGGAAAUCCUGCGGAUUCAGGCGGAGGAGCCUUGCUUCAACUCCCUCAGACUGGCUAUGAUCGUGGGCGUGCUGUGGGCCCUCUACAACGUGAUAACGCUUCGCUUUCAGUUGCGCGAACGCAACGUCAUAUUCUGCCGGUCGUUGUACUUGAGCUUCACGCUGCUCGGCGCGAUCUUGUGGAUCGGCAUCAAGGAUUACCGCAGCUAUCGCUUGGACAUUGUGCACGACCGGACCCUGUACAGUUUGGGGAGCGAGUAUGCGAUGGGCGGGCAAGAGUUCUACGAGAAGUUACUGAUGAGGAACCGAGCUCUGAGGUCUCUGCUGGGGAAUGACGGCGAAAAGCAGUACACCGCCAACGGGAACGAGCGGAUUUUCCUGCGGCAGAAGCAUAUGCCGAUCACCCACAGGAAGGACUUCUUCGAUUCGCAUGUGGAGUUGGAUUGAAACUUGGAUUAUGUAUGAUAUGACGUAACGGAUGAGAAGAUAAGGAUGACAAGUGCGUAGCGAGGCUCCUCUCUCGUACUAGUCCAUCCGAUAAUGACCUGAAGCAGCGAUCGUGUAACUUUUUAUCUAAAAACCGGUUUCCUAUUUUCUGGUUAACUUAUGAUUUAGGCAUAAGAAAGCGCGUCAAUAACAUACCCGAUGUGCGCACAUUUGUAAUUAUUAGUUCGUAAUACUUGUAACCACAUAUCGCUCCUCCUCUUUCCUCCUCAUCUACCAACUACACAUUUAGACAAGGAAAGCAACACUGCCUCUGUCGCUCUCUCUCUCUCUCUCUCUCUCUCUUAAUGAUGCCGGCCUCAGCCCUCCAAUGAGAAUGCUCAGUCUGUUUUAUAUGCCUAUGUCUAUUGAUAAUGUAAAAAUGUUUAUCUAUUCAUGGUUAAUAAUUAAACUUGAAAAGUUAUCACUAUAAAAUCAUCAGUUUAACGAACCAUGAGUGGAAAAAUCAUUUCUGCUAUUAUCGCCAGAUUAAGUCUGAACCGAAGGUUAAUCAAAAAAUGGAAAACCAGACCUAAACGUGAAAGGCGCCAAGUUUCACGUGAACUCGACUCGAACGACCAUGUAACUCUUUGAAUUAUGGAAAUGAUUCCUGGUCAAUGAUUACUAGUCUUUACCGUUAGAUCCCUAAAUUUUGACCAGUUAUGUGGACGAAUUACCGUUGUGCAACCGUUGUGUUUUCUGAGCGCAACCAACGCGUGACUUUUCGCUUUCAAGGAAAAGUUACGUGAUCAACGGCCCGGAUGAUUUGACGCUGCUAACCGUAACAUGUGGUCAUCAAUGGUUGUCACGCGUGACAUUUGUAUGAUACAUGUAUAUUUUCUAUUUCAUCGUGACAAUGUCGACCGUGUCACGGCGCGAAGCCGCUACGGCAGUAGGUUAUAACAAAAACCCCCGCCGGUCAGUUAAAAUCUCGCAUUCACGCGGUGAACACGCGUUAUUAAUUACAGUGUAUAUUUAUACAUGCGCGUCGCCUCUUGUACAACAUUGUUACACGUACAUACGAAAUAUUGCUACGGCCUUAAAUGUAAAAAGUUUGCCUAUCGUAAAAGAGUAGUAACCUCCGACAAGUGUGUCGAUAGCAUAAUCUACUUUCCUCCUCGCGCACGUUAAAUCACAGGUAAGGGCAUGUCUCGUAUAAAUUAUCAGCGCCCGUAUAACAUAAGCUAUAUAUAUAUAUAUAUAUUAUACAAAUGUAUGUAUAUAUGUAUAUAACGUGUCGUCAAAUUAAUAUUUAUAAA